UCGCGUCUCGACGAUUGUCGGGCUGGUGGGUCACUCCAGUUUCGCGCUUUGGGAUCGUUGGGUGGGCGUCGACUCGACUAAAAGUGAUAUAAAGGCCGGCGCUUCACCGUUCACUUGGGCGAGGCGAGACCAGCAGAAUGGCGAGUUCGGCCGUGGACGUUUCCCAAUUCGAUCACACUCCUUAUUACUGUGAGGAGAAUGUCUACUUUCUUUGUAAGAACUUAUGUGCAAAUGGAAUGGCUCAACCUGAUGGAUCAGACCUUUAUAUCAUCUUCAUUUCUAACGACAAGAAGCAGACUGCACUGUGGCAUCAGAAGGCCAGCAAAUUCACGGAUGGACUUGCACUCUGGGAUUAUCAUGUCAUCUGUGUUCAGAGAAAAAGUGACUCCUCUAUUGUGGUGUGGGAUCUGGACUCUGCCCUCCAGUUUCCUUCUCCCUUGGCUUUCUAUGUUUCAGAAACUACACGACCCUGGUUUCAGCUGUUCCCUGAGUAUCAGAGGUUCUUCCGCAUUGUGCAUGCUCCAAUAUUUCUACGUUACUUUGCAUCUGAUAGGAGACAUAUGAAAGAACCUGAUGGGACCUGGCAAGCUCAACCUCCAGCAAAUGAUCCAAUUGUUGCUGAAGAUGGGACAGUGCACAAUCUGAAUGAAUACAUUGAGAUUAGAGCUGCAGAUGCUGUUGAAAAUGUGGACGGCGAGAUGAUCGAUACAGUUCACUCUGACAAACUUGGCAUUGUUGUCAAAGAAACUCAGUUGGAGCAAUUCUUUACACAUAUUACAUGAUGUAUGGCUGAGUUCUUUUGUUCAAGAAGGCUCCUGGUACAGGUUGGACAAUUUCACCCUUUUGAUGGCAUUGCGUGGAUUCAGAUGCUAGCAGUGCACUUAUGAGUGGACUUGCUAUUGUUAAGUAGACAGAGUUGGCGAGUUUAAUUCUUGGGAGUGUUGCAAUGUGGAUGAGUGUUGGACUACAUACCCCAAACUGGGUUAAAUGUAGGCGAAAUUGAGUUUCUCCAUGAGGUUGGGUUUGGUUUCUUUGUGUUUUUCCUGUCAGGGUUGAAAUCCAGUAUCCUGGUAUACUGAAAAUGUAUUAUCAAACCUCUGCUUGUAGCUUUAUCGAAUGGAUUACACCAUGAAUACCAUUUGCUCGU
Rhodamnia argentea is the source of this 1147-nucleotide messenger RNA. RefSeq names its product protein N-terminal glutamine amidohydrolase. The record is from RefSeq and is a predicted model, not a curated record. Gene Ontology annotation, molecular function: protein-N-terminal asparagine amidohydrolase activity; protein-N-terminal glutamine amidohydrolase activity. Bases 138 to 782 code for a protein of 214 amino acids. Gene Ontology annotation, cellular component: nucleus; cytosol. Lineage: Eukaryota; Viridiplantae; Streptophyta; Magnoliopsida; Myrtales; Myrtaceae. The transcript is spliced from 6 exons.